AUCAGAAAGACAGAAACACAGAAGCACCGAAGCACAGAAACAGAAUCGAAAUCGGAAUCGCAAUCAUUGUCAACAGCAGUGCGACGGGAGAGUUGCGUAUCUAAAGUAUAUAAAUUCACGAAAAAUCAACGAAAAAUCCAAGAAAUUCAAAGAAACUUGCAGCGGCAAGUGGCAAGUGCGAUUAACUAAAUGCCAGCGCCCAAAACAGCGCCAAUCAAUCAAUUAGGCCCAGUGGGGGUGCUCCCACAGCCCAAGUCCAAGCCCAAAACCAGCAACAAUACGGCCGGAGAGAGCAGCCGGAGACAGUGAGAUAGAAAGAGAGACAGCAAGAGAGAGUGCAAAAGAGAGAGAGAGAGAGAGAGCGAGCGUGGCGGCAGUGACAGCAGUUAAAAAUCAAUAUCCGUCUAAAGUUUAUUUCGGUUUCGGUUCGGACACCUUGGAAACUUGAAGUUUCCCCAGCCGAAAGUUCCAUCGAAAUCAAUACAACUCAAUACAGAUAAACUCAACGCCAUUCCUUUGCCAAUCGCGUCCGCUUUGUGCUACAAAUUUAAGAGCGUUUUUCGCGAACGUAAUCGUGUGUCCAUUUUGUGUGUCCACUUUGUGUGUCCACUUUGUGCUAAGCCUGACCAUAGAGUUAACUAGGUAAUCAACAGUUUACGAACAACUUGCUCCAUCCAUGCCGCGUGUGCUAGUCCAGUGGCAACCACUUCAACCAGUCUAAUCCGCAGCGUUAGUCCACGUCCACGUCCACGUCCGACAGAUCCGACGAUUGACGAAAAGGGUCGAACGGCAAACGCGGAGAAAGUUAAAGAUAACAAACAGCGAAGAAUCGGGAGAAAAACCAAAGAACAUUUAAGAAGAAAACAAAAAAUCGAAUUUUCAUGUUUAAAUCGCAAAACCAAAAUUAUCGAUAAAGAAAUUAAAGGAAAACCAAAGAGAGAAAAAACCAAAUAUAAAGUAAAUUGCUACCAGUAAACGCUAGUCCAAAUCUUCACUAUAUAAAUAUAUGUAUACCAUAUAUAUUUAACUAAUAAUACUUCAAGAGAACACGCCAAUUGCCGCAACAUUACUCCAACCCGCAAAAGUAAAAAGUAAAACGUAAAAAGAUAAAAGAAAAGAUUUCCAUUAAACAAACGCAAAAUACCAAAUACCUAACACAGCUUCGAAGUGUGCACAAUAACAGAGUAAAAAGUUAUUAACCAAAACCAAAGAAAGACACCCAAUCCAAAAAGCAAGGCAAAUUAUUAUUAAACAAAACCGAAAAACAAUUAAGCAAAGUUGAAGAAAAACUGCGCCAAAGUCACGGCCAGCAAACACAAAGUACAACAAACAAACACAAACAAAAACAUAAACUCAAGCAACAAGCAGCAGGCGGCAAAAGCAACAGCAGUUGCGAAGUGAAGCGUUUCCACUGACCACGCCCACUCCCCGCGGCUGAGCAACCCGCCCCUUUCAGCAAUUUUCCGAUUUGGCAGCGCAUCGUUUCCGAGAAAUCUUGCGUGCGCCGGGAAAACUGAAGCGCCAGUGUCGGUUGGUCAACCAGGGAACACCCAGAGUAUACCCUCUUUUUUUUCGAGUGUGCGAACCAGUUUUUUUUGUGUGUGACCCAAACGAAAGGCGAGAACAACAACAGCCACCACUGCACCAACUGUGAUGGCAGAUCAGCCCAAGGCAACGACAACCGCAACCGCAGCCGGAGGAGCAGCAGGCCCACUUCCUGAAGGCGACGCCGUGAUGGCCACCACCAACCAGGACGCGCUGGCCAAAGGAGCCGGAGAUGCUCCUGCCCAGGACGCGGCCCAGGAGCCAAGCCAGGCGGAGCAUCCAGUGGAUGCCGCAGAUGCCGGGGAUGCCGGUGACGAUGGCGCCACCGAUGCCGGGGCCAGCUCGCUGCCGCCCUCCGAGAUUGGUGGCCGGGCGCCCCUGGACACCGCCUGCUCGGAUGCCGACGGAGGAGCCCCCUCCAGCCUGGCCGGCGGCAUUGUGGGUCCGCCCAGUCCGCUCACCGGCUGCUACCUCCUCAUCGUCCUGGGAGAGCCGCACUCCGAGGAGCACAAGGACAACAUCUUGCAGCAUCUGCUCAAGGGUUUCCUCUCCUGGGACGUUUCCGAUUGUCACGUCGACUUGGAAGAGGAGCUCAAUACAAUUACACAGCAUGCGCCCGAGGGCGAGGAGGCUCGUCACGGCGAACGACUCAUCCAGUAUGCCAGCGAGAAUCUGGUCACGGAGGUGCUCAUCCACCCGCAGUACAACACGCUAAUCCAGUGCAUGCGAAAUCUGCUCAGCAGUUUCACCCGCCACCGGCACAUCAUCCACGCCGGCUACACCUUUAGUGGCAAUGGUUCCUGGAUAUUGCAGGACGGAACCUUCUCGGUGGCGGACUUCUCGGAGGCCUUCCAGGAGCACGACGUACAAAGGGUGAUUCGGGCCUAUGCGGACACCAUCACCAUGAACAUUCACUGCGCGGACGCGGGUCUUUGGCACACGUUGCCCGAGAAGUCCUUUGCGCGCCAGUGCCGGAUACGGAUCAACCCCGUGGACGUCCUGGACACGAGCAGCGAGUGUAUCAACGGAUUCAUUGAUUACCUCGCGCCCAUGGUGAUGCCAACAUCGCUGAGGGAGCUGCUUGAGACCUCGGACGUGGUGGGAAACAUCCGCUUCACGCAUCCAACGUUAUAUGUCUUCCCCGGCGGCCAGGGUGACGCGGCGCUUUUCGGAAUCAACGGCUUCAACAUGCUUGUUGACGGCGGCUUCAACCGGAAGGCGUGCUUCUGGGACUUCGCCCGACACCUCGACCGUCUGGACGCGGUGCUGAUGACGCGCCUGAACAACAGCAACGUACAGGGUCUGGGUGCGGUCGUGUCGCGCAAGCGGGACGCUCACGUCUACCCCCAGAUCGGGCACUUUUUCGGCAAUGUACCUGACCGCAAGGGCCUGCCCAGCCCCGACGGCGAUAAGGACCGCGAUCCGCUUCUGAUCGAUCUGUUCGAGCGUGGACACGGCAUCGUUAGCGACCUGAAGGCGCUGGAUCUAAAGCCACAGGGCUGCUACCGCAACCAGGAGCCGGUCAACCUCUACCACAAGGUCGGCCACGGCACUCUGGACAUGUAUGUGAUAAGCCCAGCGCGUGACUCGAAGGAAGUGAAGGAGUUCCUCCAGAAGUGGCAUGCCGGCGACCAGCGGCUCUUUGCCGCCCGGGAGUCGCGCGACUUCAACUUCCCGCUGCAAAACUUGGUAUCCAUUUGCGCCCUGCUUGUGUGGCAACCAGCCAACCCGGACGACACUAUCACUCGCAUUCUCUUUCCGGGCAGCACACCCGACUUCAAAAUCCAGGAGGGCCUCGAAAAGCUAAAGCAUCUGGAGUUCAUGAAGCACUCCACGUGCACCGCAAAGUCGAUUGCCCCAGCCAUUCAGACCGUGACCUCAACUCGCAAGAGCUUAAAAUCGGCCAUCGAAGCGACUCCAGCUCCGCCCAGCGCCAGCUACAAGUCUACGAAGUUCAGUCCGGUGGCAAGCGCCGCUCUAGCCGUCCAGCAUCCGCAGCAGCAGGAUAACAAAGCGAAGGAGGCUGCGGCUGCGGCAGCGGCGGCGGCUGCUGCUGCGGCGGCUACCGCAGCAACUAUUGCCCGCGCCAAGGCCGACUCCAUGGACACGGAUGCAGAACCGGAGCACGAGGCAGACCCCGAACCUGCUGACACUGGGGACGAGGCUGCUCCGACAGAGCAGGAGCCUGAGGCGGAGACUGAACCCGAACCGGAGCAUGAACCCGAAGCCGAGCAGGAGAAGGAUGCUGGUGAGGAGAAGAAGGUGGAAGUGUUAAUCAUGAAGCCCCAGCAGGCGACACCACCAGUAGCAGUCCCAGCAUCUGGCAAAGAUGCAGUAGAUGCUACUCCAGCCGAUGUGACGCCCACCGGCAAACUGAGCAAAACGUCAGCCAAGGGUAAGGCGGACAAGCCGCGGGCUGAGGUUAAGCCGGUGGUACGCUCCCGCAUCGACACCAAGCCCCCCAAGUCCAUGGACCGGAAACUGGCCAAACGGGAUGAGAAAAAGAGCUCGCCCACAGCUACGCCGGCCGCCAGGGCACCCGUAGCCCGAGAUGCCAAGCCUAAGGUGCUGAGCCGCCCAGCAACCAAGUCCAGUCCCAGCAGCACUCCUGCUAAGAGUGCCAAGGAGGCCAACAACCGGAAAGUGCUCGAGUCCAAGCAGCAGGCGGCUCGAGUGCAGGCCACCAGCACCGUCUCUAGGCGGGUAACCAGCACGGCCAGUGAAAGGCGUGUCCAACAGCAGACGGAAGCCAAGACAACGGCGACUGGAGCCACCCAAGCGACCCAGAGGAAACCAAUCUCAAGGAGACCUCGUGGCGUUUCACCCUCGAAGCGGGCACCAGCACCCGGAAGUCCGGUGAAGCAGGCAAAGCCGAAGGCGGCAGACUUGAAAAAGGCACGUCUGGACAAGGGGGGCACCACCGACUCCAGUCUGGUGUCCACCCCCUCCGCAGAUGAAGCCACGGCUGCCAAGAAGCUGCAAGACCUAACCGCAUCCCAGGAACUCGACGCAGAGAAGCAGCGUGAACUGGACGACCUUAAGGAGGAGCAGGAGGUGGUACGGGAAAUAGAAGCAGUGUUUAGUCGUGAUGAAAUGAAGCGCCAGCAGCACCAACAGAUUAAGGCCGAGCUCCGAGAAAUGCCUGCCGAGGGAACCGGCGACGGUGAAGAUGAGCCUGAUGAAGAGGAGGAGUAUCUGAUCAUCGAAAAGGAGGAGGUCGAGCAGUACACCGAAGACUCAAUCGUGGAACAGGAAAGCAGCAUGACCAAGGAGGAGGAGAUCCAAAAGCACCAGCGCGACUCGCAGGAAUCAGAGAAGAAGCGCAAGAAGAGCGCCGAAGAGGAGAUCGAGGCGGCCAUUGCCAAGGUGGAAGCCGCUGAGCGUAAGGCGCGACUUGAGGGUGCCUCCGCCCGGCAGGAUGAGUCGGAACUGGACGUAGAUCAGGAGCAGAGAAAGAUAAAGGCCGAGGUGCAGGAUAUCAUUGCCACUGCCAAGGAUAUUGCCAAAUCACGCACCGAGGAGCAGUUGGCCAAGCCCGGAGAGGAGGAGCUUUCAUCGCCAACUCCCGAAGAGAAGCUAAGCAAAAAGACUUCGGAUACAAAGGACGACCAAGUCGGAGCCCCAGUCGACGUUCUACCCGUCAAUCUUCAAGAAAGCCUACCCGAAGAGAAGUUUUCAGCUACCAUUGAGUCGGGGGCCACCACGGCUCCUACACUACCCGAGGAUGAGCGCAUUCCGCUGGAUCAGAUAAAGGAGGACCUCGUGAUCGAGGAGAAAUAUGUGAAGGAAGAGACCAAGGAAACGGAGGCCAUCGUGGUGGCCGCCGUACAGACUCUUCCCGAAGCAACUCCCCUGGCAAUCGAUGCCAUCCUAGCCGCAGCCACCAAGGAUGUCCCCAAAGACGCCAAGGCCGAGGUUUUAGGUGAGCUGCCCGACUCAGGCGAACGGGUGCUGCCCAUGAAGAUGACAUUUGAGGCCCAGCAGAACCUUCUCCGCGACGUCAUUAAAACGCCUGAUGAAGUUGCAGAUCUACCCGUCCAUGAGGAAGCCGAUCUUGGGCUAUACGAGAAGGACAGCCAGGACGCCGGCGCCAAAAGUAUCUCCCAUAAAGAGGAGUCCGCAAAGGAAGAAAAGGAGACCGACGACGAAAAGGAGAACAAGGUAGGAGAUAUCGAAUUGGAGGAUGAGCCGGAAAAGGUGGACAUCUCUCACGUACUGCUCAAAGAGUCAGUGCAGGAAGUGGCCGACAAAGUGGAGGUCAUUCAAACUACAGUGGAGAAAAAGCUGGAGGAGAAGGUGACCCUGGAAACCGAGAAGAUUGUGGAGGCGACUAUAGCCACGACGCAAAAAAGCCAGGCAGAGCAGGAAAAGGAUAUAGAAGGGCGGGAACAAAAACUUGAGUCUGGAAUUAUUACCGAGAAGGAGGCCAAAAAGUCGGCCAGCACUCCCGAGGAAAAAGAAACCAGCGACAUUACUUCCGAAGAUGAGCUUCCAGCCCACCUGGCGGAACCAGCCACAGUGCCACCCAAAUCAGCCAAAGAACACGAAGACACCGGCUCCAUUGACAGCCCCCCCACCAUUGAGGAGGCCAUUGAGAUUGAGGUGCAAGCCAAGCAAGAAGCCCAAAAACCAGAGCCAGCUCCGGAGGAGAGUACCAAGGCGGAAAAGUCACCACUUGCCUCAAAGGAGACCUCCCGACCUGAAUCUGCGACAGAAGGCUUCAAGGAAGACUUUGAGCAGCCGGAAUCCAAGAAAUCCCCAGAGCCCUCCCGACCCGAAUCCGAGGCAAAGGAUACCAAGUCUCCACUCGCCUCAAAAGAAGUUUCUCGACCGGGAUCUGUUACGGAAAACAUCAAAGAUGAUGCAGGAAAAUCAGAGAGCCGACGAGAAUCACUUGCCAAAACUCCUAAGGAUGAAAGUUCUUCUGAUAAAGCACAAGAACAGGAAAGUCGUCGCGAAUCUCUUGCGGAAAGCAUCAAGCCAGAAAGUGCGAAAGAUGAAAAGUCCGCCGUGGCCUCGAAGGAAGCCUCCAGACCAGAAUCUGUGGCAGAAAGCGUAAACAUCGAUGCAGACAAGUCAAAGGAGCCGUCCCGCCGCGAAUCCAUCGCAGAAAGCUUAAAGGCCGAAAUUACGAGAGAUGAAAAAUCCGCUCCACCCUCUAAGGAAGCUUCGCGGCCAGGUUCAGUGGUAGAAAGUGUUAAAGAUGAGACUGAAAAGUCGAAGGAACCAUCGCGACGGGAGUCAGUAGCUGAAAGUGCCAAAGCCGCUAUUGAAUCCAGAGAAGUCUCGAGACCCGAAUCGGUAAUUGAAAGCAUGAAAGACGAAUCUGAGAAGCCCGGAAGUCAUCGUGAUUCCCCCCUUGCCUCAAAGGAGGCUUCCCGGCCAGAAUCAGUAGUGGAAAGCGUCAAAGAUGAACCAAUUAAAUCCACAGAAGAGCUUCGUCGUGAGUCGGUGGCAGAAAGCGUCAAAGCAGAUAGUACAAAGGACGAAAAGUCCCGACCUGCAUCCAAGGAUAUAUCGCGACCAGACUCGGCUGCGGAAAGCGUGUUGGAUGCAGUACAAAAAUCAGCAGAGCGGUCGCAGCCAGAAUCCGCAACAGCCUCUAGGGAUGUCUCCAGGCCGGAAUCAGUAGCGGAAAGUGAAAAAGAUGACACUGACAAACCCGAAUCUGUUGUGGAAAGCGUUAGGCCUUCAGGGGUUAUCUCCAAGCCAGAUGAGAGCGCAAAGCCUGAGAGCCGUCGUGAGUCCUCUACUGAAAGCGUUCUUCCAGGCAGUACCAAGGACUCCAAGGAACCAUCCCGACCAGAUUCCAAAGUAGAAAGCGUCAAAGAUGAAGCUGAAGUAUUGAAGAGUCCGUCCCAACGAGGAUCAGUGGCAGAAUCGCAGCCAUCAAAGGAAGCGUCUAGGCCAGAAUCCGCUGUGGGUAGUUUGAAAGAUGAGGGUAUGUCCAAGGAGCCUUCUCGACCUGAGUCGGUCGCGGAAAGCGUAAAAGAUGAAGCUGCGAAGUCGUUGGAGGCCUCUCGUCCCGCUUCCGUUGCAGAUAGUGCCAAGGAUGGGGCUGAUGAUCUAAAGGAACUAUCUAGACCCGAAUCAAUGACUCCAAGCAUUAAAGCGGAAAAUAUUAAAGAUGAAAAAUCACCUUUGGCGUCCAAGGAAGCUUCUAGACCAACUUCCGUUGCAGACAGUGUUAAAGAUGAAACUGAGAAGUCCAAGGAAGAAUCAAGGCGAGAGUCAGUGGCCGACAAGUCACCCCUGGCCUCCAAGGAAGCUUCCAGACCAGCUUCCGUUGCUGAAAGUGUUAAGGAUGAAGCUGAGAAGUCCAAGGAAGAAUCUAGAAGAGAGUCGACAGCCGACAAAUCACCUCUGGCCUCCAAGGAAGCUUCCAGACCAGCGUCCGUUGCUGAAAGUGUUAAGGAUGACGCUGAGAAGUCCAAGGAAGAAUCUAGGAGAGAGUCGACAGCCGACAAAUCACCACUGGCCUCCAAGGAAGCUUCCAGACCAGCUUCCGUUGCUGAAAGUGUUAAGGAUGAAGCUGAGAAGUCCAAGGAAGAAUCUAGAAGAGAGUCGACAGCCGACAAAUCACCUCUGGCCUCCAAGGAAGCUUCCAGACCAGUUUCCGUUGCUGAAAGUGUUAAGGAUGAAGCUGAGAAGUCCAAGGAAGAAUCUAGAAGAGAGUCGACAGCCGACAAAUCACCUCUGGCCUCCAAGGAAGCUUCCAGACCAGCAUCUGUCGCAGAAAGUAGUAAGGAUGAAGCUGAGAAGUCCAAGGAAGAAUCAAGACGAGAGUCAGUGGCCGACAAGUCACCCCUGGCCUCCAAGGAAGCUUCCAGACCAGCUUCCGUUGCCGAAAGUGUUAAGGAUGAAGCUGAGAAGUCAAAGGAAGAAUCUAGGAGAGAGUCGAUUGUCGAAAAAUCAGCGUUGGCCUCUAAGGAAGCUUCCAGACCAGCUUCUGUUGCAGAAAGUAGUAAGGAUGAAGCUGAGAAGUCCAAGGAAGAAUCAAGACGAGAGUCAGUGGCCGACAAGUCACCCCUGGCCUCCAAGGAAGCUUCCAGACCAGCUUCCGUUGCCGAAAGUGUUAAGGAUGAAGCUGAGAAGUCAAAGGAAGAAUCUAGGAGAGAGUCGAUUGUCGAAAAAUCAGCGUUGGCCUCUAAGGAAGCUUCCAGACCAGCUUCUGUUGCAGAAAGUAGUAAGGAUGAAGCUGAGAAGUCCAAGGAAGAAUCAAGACGAGAGUCAGUGGCCGACAAGUCACCCCUGGCCUCCAAGGAAGCUUCCAGACCAGCUUCCGUUGCCGAAAGUGUUAAGGAUGAAGCUGAGAAGUCAAAGGAAGAAUCUAGGAGAGAGUCGAUUGUCGAAAAAUCAGCGUUGGCCUCUAAGGAAGCUUCCAGACCAGCUUCUGUUGCAGAAAGUAGUAAGGAUGAAGCUGAGAAGUCCAAGGAAGAAUCAAGACGAGAGUCAGUGGCCGACAAGUCACCCCUGGCCUCCAAGGAAGCUUCCAGACCAGCUUCCGUUGCCGAAAGUGUUAAGGAUGAAGCUGAGAAGUCAAAGGAAGAAUCUAGGAGAGAGUCGAUUGUCGAAAAAUCAGCGUUGGCCUCUAAGGAAGCUUCCAGACCAGCUUCUGUUGCAGAAAGUAGUAAGGAUGAAGCUGAGAAGUCCAAGGAAGAAUCAAGACGAGAGUCAGUGGCCGACAAGUCACCCCUGGCCUCCAAGGAAGCUUCCAGACCAGCUUCCGUUGCCGAAAGUGUUAAGGAUGAAGCUGAGAAGUCAAAGGAAGAAUCUAGGAGAGAGUCGAUUGUCGAAAAAUCAGCGUUGGCCUCUAAGGAAGCUUCCAGACCAGCUUCUGUUGCAGAAAGUAGUAAGGAUGAAGCUGAGAAGUCCAAGGAAGAAUCAAGACGAGAGUCAGUGGCCGACAAGUCACCUCUGGCCUCCAAGGAAGCUUCCAGACCAGCUUCCGUUGCCGAAAGUGUUAAGGAUGAAGCUGAGAAGUCCAGGGAAGAAUCAAGGCGAGAGUCGACGGCCGAAAGCGCUAAGGCGGAGAGUAUCAAGGGUGAUCCAUCUCCUCUGGCUUCGAAAGAAGCGUCAAGACCCGAUUCUGUUGUGGAAAGCGUUAAGGACGAUGUUGAGAAGCCAGAAAGUCGGCGCGAAUCUGUUGCAGAGAUUGUUACACACAAAGAAGCUAAGGACGAGAAAUCCCAAGAAGUUUCACGACCAGGGUCUGUGGCAGAGAGUGUUAAAGACGAUCCUGUCAAAUCCAAAGAACCAUCCCGUCGAGAAUCUGUAGCGGGAAGUGUCACAGCGGAAAGCGCUAAAGACGACAAAUCUCCUUUGGCGUCCAAGGAAGCGUCAAGGCCAGAAUCGGUAGUUGAUGGCGUUAAGGACGAAGCUGAAAAACAAGAAAGUCGCCGUGUAUCUGAAACACAGAGUGUUACACUCGAAAAAGCUGGGGAUGAUUUGUCUGCUGUUACUUCAGAGAAGUCUGUUUCUCGACCAGUAUCUGUGGCCAGUGACCAUGAAGCUGCCGUAGCUAUUGGGGUUGAUGCAAAGAGUUCCAUCUCCCCCAAAGAUAAAUCCCGUCCAGGUUCUGUUGCUGAAACUGUAUCGUCACCAAUUGAGGAAGCGACGCUAGAGUUCUCAGAGAUUGAAGUCGUAGAAAAAGCCAGCCUAGUCCUUAGUCUACAAGGUGGCUCUGGAGGAAAACUGCAAACGGAUUCCAGUCCUGUUGACGUGGCCGAGGGUGACUUUUCACAUGUUGUCGCUUCAGUUUCCACCGUCCCGCCCACACUUACAAAACCUGCGGAACUCGCAAAGAUUGGCGCAGCUAUAACGGUCUCGUCUCCUGUGGACGAGGCUCCAAAAACUCCAUCUGCUCCAGAGCAUAUAUCCCGUGCAGAUUCACCCGCAGAAUGUGCGACUGAAGAGAUUGCCAGUGAUGACAUAUCACCACAAGCUUCGAAGGAGUCCUCAAGACCAGCGUCGGUUGCAGAAAGCAAAGAUGGUGCUGAUCAGCUUGCAAGUGCAGUGGAUGAGCACAUCGCAGAAGUAAAGGAUCUUAAAUCCCCGGUCGCCUCCACGGAAGCCUCUCGCCCGGCAUCAGUGGGAGAGACAGCAUCAUCGCCCAUUGAGGAAGCACCCAAAGACUUCGCGGAAUUCGAGCAGGCCGAGAAAGCAGUGCUGCCUUUGACUAUUGAGCUAAAGGGUAGUCUCCCCACGUUGUCGAGCCCUGUGGAUGUGGCUCAUGGUGACUUUCCCCAGACAUCCACACCCACAAGCUCACCAACUGCAGUCCCAGUUCAACCAGCUGAACUCUCUAAAGUCGGCAUUGAGAAGACAGCGUCAAGUCCGAUAGAUGAGGCUCCGAAAUCAUUAAUUGGAUCUCCGACUGAAGAGCGUCCAGAAUCUCCUGCUGAAAGUGCCAAGGAUGAAGCUGCCGAAAAAUCAAAGGAGGCAUCACGUCCACCAUCUGCAGUUGAAAGCACUAAAGCGGAUUCCCGGCCGGAAUCGGUGUUGCAAAGCCCAAAGGACGAUGUUCAAAAAUCUAAGGAAUCAUCGCGUCCGCCAUCUGUUGCAGCAAGUGUUACGGGGGAAGCCACUAUAGAAUCAGUAGUAGAAAGUGUCAAGGAUGAGCAUGAAGAGGCGGAGAGCCGUCGAGAGUCAGUUGCUCAAGUGGAAAGCGCUAGUCAGGAGAGUCAUAAAGAUGAGAAGUCAACCGUAGCAUCGAAAGACGCCUCUCGAAGAGAAUCGGUUGUGGAAUCCCUUAAAGAUGAUGCUGAGAAGUCUGAAAGCCGUCCAGAAUCGGUCAUCGACAGUGCAAAGCCAGUCCCCAAGGAAUCGACAUCCCAACUGGACUCAAAGGAUGUGUCUCGUCCAGGCUCAGUGGUAGGAAGCGUUACAGCUGAAGCUGAGAAAUCUGAGCAGCAAUCCCGUCGGGAGUCUGCAGCGGAAAGCGUCAAAGCAGAUGGGAAAUCUCAAGAGGCAUCCCGACCAGCCUCCGUCGAGGAACUUCUGAAAGACGAUGAGUUAAAACAGGAAAGCAGGCCGGAAUCGAUCGUAGGCAGCCUUAAAGCAACGAGUACCAAGGACGAUGAGUCUCCGAUGGCCUCCAAAGAAGUUUCACGGCCGGAGUCGGUUGUAGAAAGCAUUAAGGAUGAAAAGGACAAACCCGAUAGCCGUCGUGAAUCCCUUUCCGAAAGCGUUAAGCCAGAUAGCUCCAAGGAUGAAAAAUCUCCCCUUGGCUCCAAGGACGCCUCCAGGCCGGGAUCCGUUGCCGAUAGUGAUAAGGAUAAAGCUGAAAAAUCCAAAGAGCCAUCCCGACCAGAAUCCGUCGCGGAGAGCAUUAAGCAUGAAAGUACAAAGGAUGAAGAGUCUCCACUACAAGAAGAGGCCGAAAAAUCCAAAGAACCUUCCCGGCGAGAUUCCGUCGCCGGAAGCAUUCAGGCAGAGAUCACAAAGGACGAAAAAUCCCCAUUGGCGUCAAAAGAGGAUUCCCGCCCCGAAUCCGUAGAAAGCAUUAAAGAUGAGAAGGCUGAAAGCCGUCGUGAAUCUGUGGCGGAAAGCGUGAAGCCGGAAAGUUUAAAGGACUUAACAUCACCUCCACCAUCAAAGGAACCUUCUCGACCAGAGUCCGUUUUGGAAAGCGUCAAGGAUGAAGGCGAUAAGACCAAAAGUCGCCGCGAUUCGGUAGCUGACAGUACAAAAGAGGAAAAGUCUCUCCUUGGAUCACAAGCAGCUUCCCGACCAGGAUCUGUUGCAGAGAGCGUUAAAGAUGAAGCUGAGAAGUCUACUGAGCCAUCACGGCCGGCAUCUGUAUCCGAAUGCAUUGCGGCUGAAACCACGCGGGAUGAAAAGUCCGCUCCAGACUCUAAGGAAGCUUCUCGGCCAGGAUCAGUGGUGGAAAGUGUUAAGGAUGAGACUGAAAAGUCGAAGGAACCAUCGCGACGGGAGUCAGUAGCUGAAAGUGCCAAGGAUUCAAAACCCGAGAUUGUAUCUAAGGAAGUUUCCAGACCCGAAUCGGUAAUUGAGAGUAUUAAAGACGAGUCUGAGAAGUCCGAAAGCCGUCGUGAAUCGGCUGCUGAAAGCAACAAGGCUGGAAGUGGAAAGUCUCCUCUCCCAUCAGAAGAAGUUUCCCGGCCUGAGUCUAAGGCAGAAAGCUUGAAAGAUGUGAUUGUCCCGACAAAGGAGACCUCUCGUCCCGAAUCUGUUACAGAAAGCGUCAAGGAUGAAAAAUCCCCAUUCGCAUCCAAAGAAGCAUCUAGACCAGGAUCCGUUGCAGAAAGUGCUAAAGAUCUGGCAGAUGAAUCCAAGGAACCAUCUAGACCGGAGUCGGUGUCCCAAAACAUAAAGGCGGAAAGUAUAAAAGAUGAAAAGUCACCUUUGGCCUCCAAGGAAGCUUCUAGACCAGCUUCCGUUGCAGAAAGUGUUAAGGAUGAAGCUGAGAAGUCCAAGGAAGAAUCAAGACGAGAGUCGACGGCCGAAAGCGGUAAGGCCGACAGUAUCAAGGGGGAUCAAUCUCCUCUGGCUUCGAAAGAAGCGUCAAGACCCGACUCUGUUGUGGAAAGCGUUAAGGACGAAGCUAAGACAUCCCGACCGGAGUCAGUGGCCGUAAGUGCCAAGGACGAGAAAUCACCGCUUCCUUCACGUCCUGAAUCGGUGGCCGAUAAGUCGCCAGCUGCCUCGAAGGAAGCAUCUCGCCCUGCAUCUGUUGCCGAAACCGCCUCAUCACCCAUUGAAGAAGGUCCACGAUCCAUUGCUGACCUCAGUCUGCCCCUUAACCUGACAGGUGAAGCUAAGGGCAAACUUCCAACUCUCUCGAGUCCCAUCGAUGUGGCGGAAGGAGACUUCGCUGAAGUACAAGGGGAAUACUCCCCGCGGCCAGCAGCACUUUCAAAACCAGCGGAGCUUUCGCAAUCGGAUACUGCGCAUACAGCCUCCUCUCCCGUGGACGAGGCUUCUCCCGUUCUGGAAACCAUCGGUGCGGUUGAACAGCAUACCACCUCUGGAGUCGAUGUCACCAAGGAAAUAGCGGAAGCAGAUUUGCUUGACCUGACGGAAGCCAAAUCCGAGACGGUAACCAAGCAAUCGGAAACAACGUUGCUUGAAUCCCUUACCUCGAAGGUGGAAAGUAAGGUGGAAUUACUGGAGAGCUCGGUGAAGCAAGUUGAAGAGAAAGUCGAGACCUCAGUAAAGCAAGUAGAAACGACAGUGAACGAUUCCUUGGAGCAACUGACCAAGAAGAGCAGUGAGCAGUUGACAGAGAUCAAAUCAGUGCUGGACUCCAGCAUCAGCAACGUAACCACCUUGUUUAGCACUGCAGUGGAGACCGCUGAAAAGAAAGAGCAGGAUGUGACAGAGAAAGUAAUUGAGACGUCAACCGAACACAUUUCCGAGCACAUCACCACUAUUGGUGAAAGCUCAACGGAAACUGGCCAGGAAAAGAGCGGUCUGGAUCUGGGCACAUUCUCGGAGCUACGCGAAACGCAUAUUACCACCGUGGGGUCCCCGGAGUUCACGGUUACGAUCUGCGAGCGCGAUGAGCCCGUGCUGCACGACAUCAAGGAGGAGGACGAGGAGCAUCGCUUCUCGCCACCAAGCGAUGGGGACAAGACAGUAAUAAUACCACCACAGCCGAUGCGACCACUAUCACCGCGCGAAGAAGAAGUGGCCAAAAUCGUUGCCGACGUGGCCAAGGUCCUUAAGUCCGACAAGGAUAUCACAGACAUCAUACCCGACUUUGACGAACGCCAGCUAGAGGAGAAACUGAAGUCAACCGCCGACACAGAGGAGGAGUCCGACAAAAGCACUCGAGACGAGAAAUCACUGGAAAUCAGCGUCAAAGUAGAAAUCGAGUCGGAGAAGUCAUCGCCAGAUCAGAAGUCCGGCCCCAUUUCCAUCGAGGAGAAGGACAAAAUCGAGCAAUCUGAAAAAGCACAAUUGAGGCAGGGAAUAUUGGCUAUAAGCCGGCCGGAGUCAGUUGCCAGCCAACCGGAGUCCGUGCCCUCGCCCUGCCCUUCAGAGUCAGCAGCCAGCCAUGAACAAAAGGAGACGGAAAUCCACGCUAAGGAACAGUCAUCCCCCAUUCCGAGCAAGGAUGAGUCUGGACGCGAGUCCGUGCUUUCCGAGAGCCAUAAAGCUGAGAAGUCUUCUCGCCCCGAGUCCGUUGCCAGCCAGGUGAGCGAAAAGGACAUGAAGUCAUCGCGCCCAGCAUCUAGCACCAGCCAAUUUAGCACCAAGGACGGCGAUGAGGAGACGACUGAGUCGCUACUGCACUCACUUACUACCACAGAGACAGUUGAGACCAAACAGCUGGAAGAGAAAUCGAGCUUUGAGUCUGUCUCCACCUCAGUCACUAAGUCCACAGUCCUCUCCAGCCAGUCAGUUCAGUCAGUUCGCGAAGAGUCUACCAGCGACUCGUUGAGUAGCAGCCUCAAGGUGGAGGACAGCUCCCGACGCGAGUCACUCUCCAGCUUGUUGGCCGAAAAGGGAGGAAUCACUACCAGCACUAGUUUGAAGGAGGACACUAGCACCUCUGCAUCUCAGCUGGAGGAGCUGCUUGUGCAGUCCGAGGAGUGCUCAUCAGAGUCAAUCGUUAGCGAGAUUCAGACCAGCAGCGCUCAGAAGUCAACUAAGGAAACCAAGGAUGCUAGGGAAACCAAAGUAACCAGCCAGUUUAGCACUAGCACCAGCACCAGUACCAGCGCCACCAAAGACGACUUAAAGGAAACUGUGGCCGAGUUUCUGGCCACCGAGAAGAUUGUCUCCACCAAGGAAGCCUUCAGCACUGAAGCCACCAAGUCGGCAGACGACUGCCUGAAGAAGGCCACCGCCAGCAACGUCUCCAGCACAACCGCCUCCCAGAGAGCGCUAUUCGUGGGCACGGACGAGUCACGGAGAGAGUCCCUGCUGAGCCAGGCGAGUGAGAGCCGCUUGACCCACAGUGAUCCCGAAGAUGAGGAGCCCGCUGACGACGUCGACGAGCGCUCCAGUGUUAAGGAGAGCCGCUCCAAGUCGAUUGCCACCAUCAUGAUGACCAGCAUCUACAAACCUUCCGAGGAUAUUGAGCCAAUUUCAAAGGUCGUCGAGGAGGAGCACGAGCACGUGGAGGAGCUGGCUCAGGAGGUCACCUCUACCAGCAAGACCACAACUCUGUUGCAGUCCAGCGAACAGAGCAGCAGCACAACCACCAGUAGCACCAGCAAGACCGGAGCCUCAAGAGUGGAGUCCAUCACUCUCACUCAAAUGGAUCAGCAGACUAGCCAGAGUCAGGCGGAGCCUGCUGAUCGCAAGACACCGCCAACGGCGCCAGUGAGUCCCGGCGUCAAGGCUUUGAGCUCGACAGGAUCGGCCGGCUCUGUGAUUGGAGCUGGAGCUGCAGCCGUGGCCGCUGGCGGAAAGUGCGAGUCCAGUGCCGCCAGCAUCGUUUCUUCAUCGGGCCCGAUGUCGCCCAAGGAUAUCAGCGGCAAGUCCAGUCCCGGCGCCCUCACCUCGGAGAGCCAGUCAAUUCCCACUCCGCUGGGUCGGGAGUCGCAUACGGACACCCCGGAGUCCUCGCCAAAGCCCACAUCGCCUUUCCCGCGCGUCAGCAAGGACGACCUCAAGUCCCUGGAAAUUCAGCACCACGAGCAGGAGCAGAUGCUGGCGGGAGCUGCCGCUGCAGCCGGAGCUGAGUGCGAGGCUGAUCUUCCCGAGCUGCACGAACUUCGUGGACUCGAGUGCACCACAGCCCUCAGCGGAAGCACCGACAAGAUAAUCACCACCACAAUCACCACGGUGACCAAGGUAAUUUCGGCGGACGGCAAGGAAAUAGUGACCGAGCAAAAGACGGUGACAACUACAGACAGUUCAGAGCCAGACAGCGAAAAGGUUGUGGUGACCACCACGCGCACCACCAGCGAGAGCGAACGCGACCAGCUGCUGCCCAAAGAGGUGGCGCUGCUGCGCGGCUUGUACCGCGCCAGCACUCCGGGCAGCGAGGACGACGAGGACCUCCUACUGGGAUCCCCGCGCAGCGCCACCAGCUACGAGCUGCAGCACUCUAGCUCCGGCGUGAGUAAGCGCUCCGAUCUGGACGCCGACGGUGACGAGAGCCAGGAUGACAUUCCUCCUCAGUAUGGAAGCGAGGAGCACUCAACCGCACGCUCGAUUCUUCUGCCUCGCACUGCCGACCCCAUGGCCACCUCCUUCUACGGCGCCCUGCCCGAUAGUUUCGACGUUGCGAUCAAGCCCAGCACCGAACCAAUCCCGAUUCAGGGCGCGCCGUCCGGCGACAGCCAGUCGUCGGAGAGCGUGGAGAGCAGUAGCCAGACCUGGGCAGGACACAAGUUCCUCGACCAGGCGGACAAGGACUUCCAGCGAGCACUCGAGGAGCACGUACAGGCGCGCGGCGCCGAGGUCAUGUCUUCCGUCACCGCCAAGUACUCGUACUCGCCCUCAAAGGCCGAGGAAAUGGAACAGAUCGUGAGUAGCACUGCGGAACGGCAGCGCUUCCCGCUUAGCGAUGUCCAGCGGUCCCGUGUGGCGGAAAGUGGCUUUGCCACCGUUGGCAGUGUCGCUUCCCAGCAGCAGGAGAAAGGAGAGGAAGUGGAGGAAGCCGUGCCUACCACAACUGCAGCAACAGCGAGCACCACAGCCACAGCGAGUUCCACUGGAGCCCUGCCCAAGGACCGCCUCGAGGAGUGGGGCAAGCCCCUAGGUCUGCCAUCGCCAGCACCACUGCCCGUAGAGGGCGGUGCUGACAUUCGCACCACUCCCAAGAAGGAACGCCGUCUGGUGGCCACCAAGACGCGGCUGAACAACGAGAAGAACAUGCGCAAGCGCAGCGAAUCGCCCAACAAGGCCGGCAAGAAGCCAGCGCCCGUCUACGUGGACCUCACAUACGUGCCGCACAACGGCAACUCCUACUACGCCCACGUGGAGUUCUUCAAGCGGGUGCGAGCCCGCUACUACGUCUUCUCCGGCACGGAGCCCAGUCGCCAGGUGUAUGAUGCGUUGCUCGAGGCCAAACAGACAUGGGAGGACAAGGAGUUGGAGGUCACCAUUAUACCUACGUACGACACCGAUGUGCUGGGUUAUUGGGUGGCUGAAAACGAGGAGCUGCUAGCCAAGCACCGCAUCGACCUCUCGCCCUCCGCGUCUCGUUGCACCAUCAACCUGCAGGACCACGAGACCUCGUGCUCCGCCUACCGCCUGGAGUUCUAGGCCACGGGCUUGUUUAUUGCAUUCGACGAUGACUAAGCCAACCCACAACGCACCCAGCCAUAGAAGCAGACGAGCAGAGCACUGCCAGAGAUUUGAGUCCAUGUGCGGCAUAUAUGCACGGACUCGAGCUCUGACACGACAAGAACCAGGACUAGGACUAGGACCAGCAAGACGACGACCACAGCAGAGGACAAGGAUUGGGAUGGAGAUCAGAAUCAGAAUGGGAAUGACAAUUCAGACAAUUCAAUUGGCCAAGUUUCGUGGGCAGAAGCCGCAGAAAACGGAAAUGAGCCGGACGUUGGCUGAUAUGGCGGAGUUAGGGUCACGCGAAUGACUCCUUUUUGUUUACCAAUGCCGCCUAUUGAGCUUUCGACGACUUGUUUCGGCCGACCAAAAGCUACGUAAUUAAUUGAUAUUAAGUUUUAAAAAUUAAUUACCUAAAAUGCAUUGCAACCGAUCCUCAGUGGUCGAGGAGAAGCCAUUUAUGUCGCUUUCAUUGCAUAACGUCAAGCUACCUUGCCUAGUAAUCCAAAGAUCAAAAUAGUUUUCAAAACCGCAUAGCUAAAAUAUACAAAGGAGAAACGAAAAGGCGAGAAGAGAAGAAGAAAAAGAAGGCAAACAAAAUACGAAGAAGAAGACACACUCUAUAUAUACAUAGAGAACUUAAUAUUCAUGUUUAAUAUAUGUAUUAGUCGGAACUUUUACGAACCCUCGUAUGGUCUCCCAUACCAGAGGUAUUCGAAUUUUAAAGCGAGCAUUAGCUAAUUGAACGUGUAUAACCCGUAAAGUCAGAGCUCUUUAGCCGUAGGAUUAUAAGCGAUCAUAAUACAGAACGAAGAUCGGAGACGGAGUCACUACCUUCGCCGCCCUUCGGACUAAACUGAAUCAAACGUUAGGGCUAACAAGUGAGUGCAACAAAAAUGUUCGAUUUACCCUUUACCGAAGCAAAUCCCGUAUCUAAAAUCCAGUAUCCGAGAUUUGGUUAAGUAAUUCCAGAUCCAAUUCUUUUUGUAGUCCAUUCUCAAUGCUUGGUUUCGUAUGUUUUUCGUUGCAUUUCGUUCCGUUGCUUCAGCAGGCAGCCGCAGAAAGACUUAUAACCCAAUAUGCUAUAGCGACCGAUAUACGUACACCUCCACUCCCACAUGGGGGACUAUGAAGGAAGAUGAGAAGGGCACUGAAUUGGGUAUUGGGAAGUGGAAUGGCGAGGUGAUGCAGUUAGGAAACCAAGAGUCCUACAGGAUAGACGCCAUUGCCGGAAGAUCAAGGAAGCAGGAAAGGUGAUCGAAGUAUUGGACGAAGACGAAGACGAAGACGACGACAGAGUCAAUGCUGAUGUUACUAUGUAAGGAUCCGAGUGAUCUGAGUGGGCUUAGCUGGUAUGGGGAUGGGAAUAGGACUAGAACUGGGCUUGUGAUGGGGCGGGAGUCUAAGGUUGGGUGGGUUGGGAUUCGGGCUGGGGUUGAGUGGUUUAGGGAUAGAGGGGUUGAAUGAGGGGGCAGUGAAACAGCUAUUGUGAGAAUAUAACGAGAAUGAGCAGAGAGUCAUAACUAAAUACGAUACGAUAAAUAUGAAGUACACAAAGUGAAUGAAGGUUAUUUUUCUAUAUUUUUUUUACUUUUCAUAGUCAUAGAAUAACAAAUUUGCAACAAACAAACAAACAAGAUAAAUAUGCAGCAAGACGCGAACCAGGCACACAGGCAAUUUUAAUCAAUGUAACCAGUAACAAGUAACCAGUAACAAGUAACCAGUAAACAAGAAACAUGAAAUAAGAAACAAGAGAAAAACGGAACAAGCAAUUCGAGGCCACAGCAAAACAGUCCAAAAGAGCCAGUUACAAUUAUAAAUUAAAGACUCGAGUGGUCGAUGCCCCACUCGAGACAGACUUUUUAGGCUACGCGUAUAUUUUUGAGUUGCUUUUUAUAUACAACAGCAACAGAUCUGGGAGGAGCUGCGGCCUGCGGAUUAACUUUCUGCAUGCCACAUGCCCCAUGCAACAUGCAACAGGCAGACCGCAGCAGACAACAGUCAACUGGCAACCGUCCAGUCUACACCGUUUGAUAGCAACCAGCGAAAUUUAAGCAAAAUUAUACACAGUAGGGCUAAGAGGGGCGGGCACACUGGUGAGGGACUAGGGAGGAUCCCCAUCACGACGAGGAUCCCCAUUAGCGCUCCCGUCCGACCAGCACUCGCGGUCGGUAUAUAUAAUAGAUCGUAUAGACCGAUCGGGCGACUUUCGAUUAUUGGGUAGCAUUGCAGUCUCCGCUUCGAGGAUUUUAAAUUUAUAACCGAGAAAAACAAAAGACGACGUUUAUUAAACAUUAAUUACUUUCCAAAUUCGUGCGCUUAGCGAGCAAAACCAAAACAAAAACCAAAAGCAAAACCAAAUCCAAACCGAAGAAGGUGAAGAUAAAGAAUACUCACACAUGAACUAUAUACACUAUAUAUGAAUAUAUAAGAAUAUAUAUGUACUUGAGCGUAUUGAUGUUGCUUAACAAGAAAAACCAAAAAAAAAAAGAACUCUUCUCCCAGCCAGAAGACAUUUUUUGCCUUUCACGAAACGAAUUUCCCCUAAGAUACGAAAAUAUGAAAACUUGUUACCUUUGCCCCCGUUUGUUUGCGACAUGAGUUUCGUUGAAAUCAGGUCAGAUCAGAUCAGAUCGACUACACACUAUACACUAUACACCACACACUAUACACUAUACACUCUACACUAUACUGUACCCACACACACACACAACAGUACACACAUAACGCCACACGCACAUGUAUCCAUUGCCUUAUAUCCAGAGAACAAACAGAUAUCUGCAUCAUACCUUAUAUUAGUCUAAGAAUCAAGUUCGAUAUGUAUGACCUAUGAGAGUUUGUUUGUUGAAUUUGCUUUUACUUUUUAGCAGCUUCGAUUUAAAUCAAAUAUACAUACUAAAUGCACACACCCCCGCACACACACACACACACACACUGCUGGUGUGGUGUGUGUGGGCCCGUGUGUGCUCUAUAUAAUCAUUAGUACAGCAAGUGCAUGCAGAAAGUAAGAUUGUUACAAACAAGAGCCCAGCCGAGGUAUCGCUUACUGGCGGAUGAAGUGGUCAUAUGCCUGGCCAGACCAGGAAAUGAGGAGGAGUCGGCAGGAGACAGGGAUGAGCGAGCCAGCACAAAGAUCUGAAAAUGGGCAGAGGUUACCGCGAAGAAAUAUAUAUGUAUUACAUUUUAUGAAACGUCAAGCUUAUCUCAAGAACUAUUUCCAAAACAAAAUCUGAAAUUAUAAUAAACGUAUUUAUGUGAA
Molecule: messenger RNA, 21016 nt
Organism: Drosophila yakuba
Lineage: Eukaryota; Metazoa; Arthropoda; Insecta; Diptera; Drosophilidae
Gene: futsch
Product: microtubule-associated protein futsch
Exons: 9
Coding region: 1654-17733 (5359 amino acids)
Biological process (GO): microtubule cytoskeleton organization; axonogenesis; regulation of microtubule depolymerization
Cellular component (GO): microtubule; neuronal cell body; synapse
Molecular function (GO): microtubule binding; actin binding
Source: RefSeq, a predicted model, not a curated record